This is a messenger RNA of Armigeres subalbatus, 2658 nucleotides long. RefSeq lists its product as uncharacterized. The coding region runs from base 554 to 1882 and encodes 442 amino acids. The transcript is spliced from 4 exons. Lineage: Eukaryota; Metazoa; Arthropoda; Insecta; Diptera; Culicidae. The record is from RefSeq and is a predicted model, not a curated record.
UGGGAUGAAUGAAGGAAAAGUAUUUUUGAAAGCGAAAAGUUCAAUAUUUUGGUGUGAAAUACAUUUCGAGGUGGCAGCAGGAAAAAUCAAAUUUUCAAUUGGAAAACAGUGCAUAUUGCGAGUGAUUGCAAGUGCCAAACCAUGUUGAUGCUCUACUGAAAGUAAGCGCGUCAGCAGCGGAUGGCCAACGGUGCGCGCAACAGCGGAAGUGCAGUUUGAAACUGGAAGUGCCAGAGUUCGAAACGCAGAAGAAUUAACGGAGGUGGCGGAGGUAGAAAAGCAUUUGCAGAAAGUGUUUCUUUCGGAUCUCGUUGGCACUUACUCUUGCCUUUCGUCCGAUUCGGUGGUGCUGUUUGCCUAGCUGAGCGGCUUCUGUGCUCCCAGCUGAGCCACCGAAGAAAUCGCAUAGAAGAUAACCACGACUGCAUCAGUGAAGCAGACAGCAGAAGACAGGCAGAAAGUCGGGAAAAAGUAGGACAAGCUCAUUUUUGCUAAAUCGGAUCGGAUUCAAUUUUGACCAGUGUUGAGCGCUGCGCGUUAGAAUUUACUCGAAAUGACUUCUGUUCAAAGUCAGGAGGACUUGGAAGCACGCAUAGCUCGCAUAAAGAAACGCAAUGAAGAGAUCGAAAAGAAACAUCGGGAGGCGGAAGCCGACCGAUUGAUGGCCAUGAAGGAGAAUGCGAUGGUUGAGAUCAAACCACCAAAAGACGAGGACUGGCCGCGGGAACACAAAUACGAUAAGAUUGAUUUCACCUACGAUCUCGAUGAGGAGGCUCUUGCAGAACUCGAAGAGAAAAAGAAAGAGAAAAAUGCCUUUAUUCAGAAGAUUGCUAAGGACUACAAAGUUUUCGCCGAAGGAGAGGGCCCUCCACCUGACCCAGCUUACAGUUUCUUAGCAGAUGUGGAACGUGAUGGUGAAAAGGCACUACCGGCCCCGGUUGCAAAUGUAGGCGGUAAGACCAACAAGAACAACUUUGAGCGGAAGAAUCCCAACAAUCGAAGUGGUCGGCAGUCUGGCAACGGGGGCAACAUUUCCAACGGUAAUCGUGGUGGUGGCCGCGGAGGAGGCAAAGCCGCCUACAACGGUAAUUUGCAAAGGUCGUUGUCGACCAACGAACACGAUGGUCGACGUCCGCCGGAACAUAUUCGACAUGGAGCUGGGGCUGGUCACAAACCCGGUGGGGACACCAAAUGGCGACGAGAUUGGGAUCACGACAGAAGCAAAGACGAUUGUUGCAUCCACAGCAAUGCACAGAACAAUGGGUUCAAGGGGGAACCUAAUCUGACCGUCUCGGUAUCACAGGAUGGAGAGUUCAAGAGCGUUAAAGUAACGUCCCCUCCAAUAAUUGGAAGUGGUCGGGUUGGCCCACGCCAACCAGCGAAACCACAGUUUCAGUUCCAGACGUCCGGCAUGCACCCUGGAACGGAACAUCAUCAUCCGCACGGUCAUUUAGCCCAGCAUCAAGGCGGAAGCGGUAAGCAAACUCACCAUCGGAAUAACGAGAACUUCAAUCGCAAUUCUUCGGGUCGUAAGUCGGACAAAGACGUUAAACGUGGUCCCAAACCUGGUAACCAGGGGCAACCAGGACCAGCCGCGAGCAAUAAGCAGCCACAGACAGGAGGGAGCGUCCAGGAUCGGCUGAACCGCAAUCGGGUGGUGAAUAUCGACAGGAACGAUAACUCCAUCAAAGUUAGUACCAAUAACGGAAGCGAGAUUCCGCCUUCCCAAGCCCAAACGAAGACGAACGCUACGCUGAAGACGAUCUCGAAAAUUAUCGAAAAGAACGCAGAAAUUGAUGAAAAACUGGCCCGGCAAAUGCAUCAGGAGAACGAAAAAAUGGCCAACCGAGUCAAGGAGCUGCGAAUGCAGGAUGGUGCUUAGAGAAGAAUAUUGAAGCUGAAUAUUUGAGCUUUUUAAAACGAUGAAACGAGAGCUGCUUAUGGUAGAAACUGUUUAACCCCUAACAGUUGUAGCGCUGCGCACACUCAACCAUAAUUAUUCAACACUAACUAAGAUGCAGCAAACGAGAAACACGCCAGCUCCUUAGAUAUGUAUAUCUGCGACUUCAUUACUAUUGUCGUAAUACCGUAGAGAAGAAGACCGAGUUUCGAUUAUAGAGCAUCGCUAACUGAUGCACGUGCAUAGUUCGGCAGCUUUCGAGUUAUAUUUUCCUUCCCCCCAGAGAAGAUGAUACUGAGUGAUCACCCCGUGGAUUUCCGAUACCCUCCUAAACUAAAUUAUGUAGAGCGGCAUCAGCAGAGUUUAUCUCCACAUAGUUUUUCGGCGUGCAGGCCAACGCAAGAACCAGUUUUAUUAGGAUGCUGUCCCUAUUUAUUAUUUAUAUACUUACACUUUAUACUUUCGAAUUUUAAAAUCAUAAUGAAACAAAGUUUUGCAUAUUUAAAUUAUUUAAUUAGAUAGUAAUCAUCGUAUGCAUGUUAUCGCAAAAUUACGUUUUACAUUAUUUUUACACCCAUACGUUGUAAACGGAUUGGAAGCAUUUAGAGACGCAACAUUCAUUCAACAUUGUUGAGGCAGGCUCGAAAAUUGUUUCUCAUGAACUACUUUCAUUUUACGAUUAUAUAUUUUAUACAAUUAGCAUAACGCAUUCAUGAAUGUUAAUGAAAUAUAUUGGAAGUAACAUUUGAUGAUAAAAA